Molecule: messenger RNA, 5640 nt
Organism: Guillardia theta CCMP2712
Lineage: Eukaryota; Cryptophyceae; Pyrenomonadales; Geminigeraceae
Exons: 11
Coding region: 1-5640 (1879 amino acids)
Biological process (GO): receptor-mediated endocytosis; endosome organization; regulation of early endosome to late endosome transport
Cellular component (GO): endosome membrane
Source: RefSeq, a predicted model, not a curated record
AUGGCGAGUCAUCAGGUGGUAGCGGUGAAGGGCUCGCUAUACCGCAAGAAGCUGCUGCUCUUGCACCUCCAAGGCCAAGGAGUCUCGCUCGUUGAACCUCUUACUAUGAAGGAAAGCUGGAGCUGGUCCUUCCUCGAGGAUAGUCUGUGUCUUGCUCCAUCUGCUACAGAUCCUGACGACAUCAUCAUUACGGUAAAGUCGAAAGCUUCGGCGAUGAAACGCGUGAUUGGCAUGACUGGAGACAUAGAGUCACGAUGGGUCAUCUCAUGCACGAAUAGGAGCAAAUUACUAAGCGAGGCUCUUUUUAUGCGUGAUGCUGUGUUGGGGGAGUCGCAUGACCCAAGCGUCCACAUGGCUCUUUAUGGGAAAGUUUGGGACGGUCAACCGAGGCUUCAAGUGCAGCUGCUUAUCAGACCUUAUUCUUUCUCAAUCUCGAAAGGCGACGGAGAAGUGCUGGAAGACAUAGCCUUGUUUGCAAUUCAAAAACUCAGAAGAUUGGGCGAUACACCUGGGGGAUUCGCACUCAAAUACAUGUUCCAAUGGCAUAUCUUCACAUGUGAUGAGAGAGAUUCAGUCAUCAACACGAUUAAAGGAAAUUGUUUGAAGAUAGGCAGUAAUCUUGAUCUUGGAUGCUCAGUUUCGUUCACGGAGCUCGAACAAGAGGCCAUAAGUCUUGAUCGAACCAGGGCGUGGAGAAAGGCUUCUCCUGAGCCUCUUGUCUUGCUGCUGACUGGCAAAGAAAUCCUUGAAUGUCAGGCUGAUACCAUGAGAGUGAACGUGUGCAGGGCGCUGUCGUCUCUUGUCAGUGUGCAGAGAAGUUUACAUGAGCUUCAACGAUUUUGUCUGGUUUUUGAUGAUGGUUCAGCUCAUAUCUAUGAAACUGCGAAUCGCGAUGUUUUGCUGGUAGCUUUAGAAUCAAUUCUCUAUGACGCAAGAUUUCAUUCCAGUGGGACACGCGUAAUGCCGUCAGAAGUGAUGGCGCACUCUCGCAUGGUUCCUUACAGUGCAUCUCCUGAAUUCGUCAUCUUUGCUGAGUCUGUCGUGCUGAAACGUCUUGCUUCGUUGGUUGACAGCGGACUGCUUAUUGGAGGAGAUGACCACGACUUGUUAAACCCGUAUGUCGUUCAAGCAGCGAUGGAUUUUUGUUCGAACAAUUCAGAUAUUGCUGUCAAUGGUACUCUUGAUUCCAAAGACUUUGAGAUGGCAGUGAGCUGUGUUGUAAAGCAGUUGGGGGGGAUCAGCUCUUUGUACACAGGAGACAACACGGAUCUUGUUGUGCUGUUGAAUGCCCUCUGCUUUCUCUUGCAGAACAAGAUGGGGUUUGUUGCUUUCUUGAAGAUUUUCUCUGAUUUCCUCGACACUUUUUCUGGCUUUGUCAAGUUCUUGAUGAUGAGCUUAAGUUCGAACCACAAGGAAAUACAGAUUUGUACUCUUACAACUUUGAUAAUAAUUUGUUCUCCACCGCAAACUGAAGCUCAAGACUUCAAGAACAGGUCUGAUUUACAGCGGAGCCUGAAAUCUGUGAUGGUUUCGAAGAAUCUAUGCUACCACCUAAAAAGCAUAGCUUACCUUCACAGUUUGGAUGCGAAAAGUGGUUCUGCUUGCAUACUAAUGGAAACGCUCAAGUUGUUUCAUUGCCUACUUUGCAACCCCGGCAACCUCACGACCUCAGAGGAAAUCAUUCAGAUUCUAAAAGAGCUUCUUGCAGACAACAGCAUGAUGAUUAGCCUUCUGAGUCACAAGUCUCGUCCUAUCUCUUCAAUCACCUGGUCAUUAUUUGAGCAGAUUGUCUGCUCAUCCGACGAUUCUUUUGUCACUUCAAUGUCGCAAUCUGCAUUGGAAGACGGAGAAGGAGCCUUGCUCCGUCAAUUUCAUACUGCUCUAUUUCAUCCUGAUCAGGAACAAAGAAUCGUCUCUGCAAAGAUGGUGGCAGUUUGGAUUGAAGGGAACAAAGAAACUGUUGCAUUGAUUCGUCGUAUUCUACCUCGUGGAAUGGUUUCUCUCGCUCCGCAGAUGGAAGAUGCGGAGCUCAAUUGGAACAUCUGUCACAAUGGAAUGGUCUGGCUGGUGGAGCGUCACUCUGGGAAUCAAGUCAUCAAGACAGAUAAGAUGAUUGAGGCCGGAAAAGAGACAUCAUACAAGCAACAAGAAUACAGGUUCUGGUAUUGUUCCGAGCUGGAAGAAGGUCGAGCUUGUCUUCUUUCGGAGAUUCAAGAACUUUUACGAGCACAGAAGAUCAAGCCUGGUUCCUUCUUUCGCCUCAAGGGGCAGGAUCAGUGGAAACCUCUCUCUGAGAUCCCGCAGCUCUAUCUCACCGUUGGGCUGCGAGGGAAAGGGAUGAACAACGUCGAUGUCAGUGUUACGCUCACCUUGUGUGGGCAUGAGAAAGUUGUGGAUGAAACCAUCAAUCUACUUCUGGAAAUGCUUAAUUCAGGUGAUACAAUCUCUCUACGAAAGCUUUACAAAACAGGACUGUUUUAUUUUCUCCUUGCCUAUCAACGUUCAAAUGUAUAUGGGAUAUCAUCAGUCCUGAAAAAGACUCACAUGGAUCAAGACUUUUAUCGCAGGGACUCGCCCAUGGAUAAUUCCUUUUCUGCGAGCAGAAGCAUUCUACACGAUCUCCUUCCUGAGUCUCUCAUUUGCUUCCUUCAACGGCAUCCUCCAGAUAAAUUUUCGGAGAUGUUUCUUGGUGACACAAACAAUCCCGAGGCCAUAUGGCACAACAACAUGCGGAGGCACCUGAUUGAUGAGAUUUCACGACAUAUCUCUGACUUCACCUGUCUCCUGAGAGAGAAUGUCCUUACCGAGUAUGACUACACCCCUCUGCUCAGUCCAAUUCAAUAUGCCGAGCUGCAAGAGGAGGUCUGGUGUCACAACUUCUACUUGCAGAACCUUUGCAAUAUAGAUCUUUUUCCUGACUGGCCAAUCUACGAGCCGUUCGAAGUUUUACGAUCUAUCAUUGAAAGAUGGACAGAGCAGAAUGCGCAAGGCUCGACAUCUUCAACCAUGACGUCUGAACUUGCUUUCAAGAAGCUUGGCCUCCAGAAGACGGAUGACAUGCAACAGAUCCGCGCAGUUUACAAGAAGCUUGCGGUGCAACUACAUCCAGAUAAGAAUCCAAAUGGAAGGGCUGAGUUUGAAGAAAUUCAAUCAGCUUACGAGUAUUUGUCCAAGGCUUACUUAGAGAGCAAUUCUCAUGGUGGUUCUUCACUUCGGUCAAAGGAGAUUCACCUGCUUCUCCGAGCACAAUCGAUUCUCUAUCGGAGAUGCGGGACGUCGUUAUCGGUCUAUCGCUAUCCAUGUUAUCAAUCGCUUUGUCAGCUGAUAGAGAGGGAGAGAUUGCGCGAUAAUUUUGAGCUCCUGUGUGCUGCUUUUGAACUCAUCGCGCUGUCAAUAUCAGUCGACCGCGGGAACGCUCAGGAAUAUGUAUUAUCCGGCGGUUACCCGCUGCUUAAGGAGGGCUUGGUAAGAUGGUUAUCAGAUUUGCAACGCUCCACUAAGAGAGGAGACCUGAGACUCCGGGCAUCCGCAUUCAUCUGCCAAGCUUUGAGCGCAAUAGUUGACAACGAGGAGGUAGAGAGUCGACUCUUUCAUUCAGAUCUCAACUCUCAAGCUCGGGAUUCACUUUUUCUUUAUAUCCAUCACUCUCUAGAACUCGAUCAAUCUCCUGCCCUCAUAACUGCUUCUCUAUACUUCUGUCUCAAUGCUUCCAAGUUCAAGGACAUCGUCAAAGAAUUGUUGGCUCGCGGGAGUUUUUGGAGCUUUCUUGCAAUUCUAUUCACAUUUGAAGUUGGAGCGGGACUUGCUAAGGAAUAUCUUGAGCAGAACUUAGAAACAUCUCAAUAUACAAAGAUGCCCCCUUUCCUACUCGAUGAACACAUUGCUUCAAUUCAGAACUGGCACGGAGUUUUGACAUUGUGGAUGCUGUCCAAGUGGUCAAACAUUCUGGAAGAAGAUGGCUCCUUAAGCCCGUCAAGUUUAUCGCUGCGUCAAGAUCUCAACUCAUGUUUGACACCCUCUCUUGGAUCUCGUGUGAUCUUUCUUUGUGAUGAGAUUGAAAUGGAGGCAAGUAAAAUGGGUUUUCAUCACAAUCAAUCCUUGCAAUACGCAGCACAAAAAGCCAUAGACAUUCUUGUUAUCAUCUCAACAAGAUCUGAGUCUCCUUCCUGUCUAUGGAAUAUGCAAAUGCGAACACGACUGCAAUCCUAUAUCACAAGUAAGCGAGGAGAAUAUUUGCACUCCUGCGGUCAAGACUUGAUAUAUGAAAAUCUUCUCAACGAGCUAUACAUCUCUGGUACAUAUCUACGUCUUCUGGCACAAGGCGCUUGCGAUGACGUCGCAAACAGACACAAGUUGUGUCAUUGCAUCCUCCGAUUCAUACAUAAGCACCUGCAGAGGAACGAUGAUGUUGAAAAGCUACUGCAGCAUGCGGGAGAGCAUGUGUCGCUAAUGCUUGCUGACUCAUGGAAAGAUCUCGCUGGUUCUGUCUCGGAGAAUGACUUCUACGGAAGAGUCAGCGUUCAGUAUCCUUACAGUCAGCAACAUUUUGACGAAGAUCUUGUCCUUGGUUUGGAAGCCGUUCGAGCCAUUGUUGUUCAUGAGCAUCAAUUGCAUUGUAAUGCUCCCGAAAAUCAAAAUCUCUUUCCUCCCUGCGCAGCGCAAUGCUUGCGGUGGCUUCCUCUUCUCCUUUUCGUUGCUUCUGUGUCCUGUAAGGCCUGCAACAGUAUUUCAAGGAUCGUUGUUGACAUUUCGAGAAUUUACAAGUUGCAUUUUGCUCGUUCCUUGCAAAGCCCAGGUCUGAUGGAUUUCUUCAUGAAAGUUGCGAGGACUUGUGAUGGAUUCUUGAAAUCUAUCAUCAGUGGCGUGCAGGAGUUACUCAGUGAUGGAGAUUUUCUUGAAGAAUUUCGCGUGCGUGGCGGUGUGAUAGAUUUGCUGGCAUUCAGCCUUCUGGGUGACCAGCAUGCUUUGUCGCAAGGUCUCGACACGCUUUGUUGUGCUAUGAGGGAAUCGCUUCAUGGGCAGAAGAUUUGCAAAGAUGUGUCAAGAUGGUUCCCUCCUGCUUUAGCACGCAGUUUGUUAUCAUCUCCUGCUGAUUGUAUCAUGCUUCUGCAUUCGACUAGUCGAUCAGCCGAAUUCAUAUGGAACAAGACCUGCAUGGACGAAUUAACAGAAAGUGUGCGCAGGGUACACUCUGAUUUGAUCAAAGCAGAUCAUGUCCUGGAGCAAGGCGAACAAUGGAAGAUGGAGUUUUCAGAGUAUGAGGGAUUGAUUAUCGUGGGAGACAUUUUUAUCGAUGUUUUCGUCAAGGAUCCGAUGGCAAAACUACCAAAUCCAACGGGAUUUCUUGAUGCCCUUGUUAAUGCAAUUUUGAUUAUGAUUGAACAAGAUGUUCAGGAGAUUGAAUUCUUCGAUGAAAAAGGCAUGUUUACAAAGUUUCGCCGCAGCGACAGGCAGGUGUUAGACAGAAUUGCAGAAGCUCUGUUUACCUUUGUACGCAUAAGAAGUUCUCUCACUUCGCAUCUUUCAAAAUCUGGAUCCAUACAGAGGAUUCAUAGAUGCAUCGAAACAUUCACCGUCCAGGGUGCCAGGGGAUCAAAGCAAUCUUUGACUUUGUUCGUGAUCGCAAAGACUCGCGAUUGA